Drosophila hydei is the source of this 1223-nucleotide messenger RNA. It is a transcript of the gene Arl6, whose product is annotated as ADP-ribosylation factor-like protein 6. The record is from RefSeq and is a predicted model, not a curated record. Gene Ontology annotation, molecular function: GTPase activity; GTP binding. The coding region runs from base 417 to 1076 and encodes 219 amino acids. The transcript has 3 exons. NCBI's taxonomy places the organism in Eukaryota, Metazoa, Arthropoda, Insecta, Diptera, Drosophilidae. Gene Ontology annotation, biological process: cilium assembly; vesicle-mediated transport; protein localization to cilium. Gene Ontology annotation, cellular component: axoneme; cytoplasm.
UCUAAAUAACCUUACAACGGAUAGAAAAAUUGCAUUUGGAUCGAGCACGCGCUAAUUUUAAAAACACAACAACAGAGCACAGACCGGUAUUGUGACGUCACUCACAUGUCUUAAUGUACGAGCUCAAAGUAACGGAUUUACUUGCAAAAGCUGCCGCCAUUUAACAAUGCGGUGACGUCACAUGCACUCCUUUUCGUGAUCACUCAAAGUAACGGAGCACAACUUCAUUUCAUUAAACAGUGAACUUACAGAGUCGUUGUUAACAGCGGCCUUCAUCACUUUUGAAGGACAAACCGCGCUUCAAUAAAUCGAUGUCUAAAGAACGUUUCUAUAGUUACCAACUGGUCAAAUUGGCAGGGCCAAACGUAGUAAAACUGUUUUGUAUUUUCAUUUUUAAGUUUACAUAGAGCCGUAAUAUGGGAAUGCUGCACAAUUUAACGGGCUUGAUUAAAGUCAAAAGGGAUAAAAUGACGAUACUCGUUUUAGGCUUAAAUAACAGCGGCAAAUCGACGAUAAUAAAUCAUUUCAAGAAAUCCAAUGAACAGUCAGCUAUAAUGGUGCCAACAGUGGGUUUCCUAAUAGAGCAGUUCUACAGUAAGUACUUUGUAAAUAAUAAAUAUAAUACUAAUAAUUCUUAUUUUUCAGAUAUGGGUGUAUGCAUCAAGGCAAUAGAUAUGUCGGGGGCUACGCGUUACAGAAAUUUAUGGGAGCAUCAGUUCAAAAAUUGUCAAGGAAUUAUCUAUGUAAUUGACUCAAGCGACAGAAUGAGAUUCGUGGUGGUCAAAGACGAAUUAGAUCUGGUGCUGCAACAUCCCGAUCUCUCCAAUCGAAUACUACCCAUACUCUUCUAUGGCAACAAAUCGGAUCUGGAGGAUUCCCUAUCUAAUGUUAAAAUUGCAGCGGCACUGGGCUUGGAAAACAUUAAGGAAAAGCCUUGGCACAUUUGUUCCAGCAACGCAGUUUCCGGAGAAGGCCUCGACGAGGGCAUACAAUGGCUGGUUCAACAAAUCCGUUUCGCAUUAUUAAGCAAUAGAAAAGGUAGCAAAUUGAAGAUGGUCUCAAAGGACAUUAAGUAACCACGUACUCAAAUCCAUUUAGACCUUCUUUGUUUCCCCAAUAACGUAGUCUAGUUUCGUAUAUGAACGAACAUAUAUAUGUAUAUAUACUUAAGUUUCUCAGAACUUUAGUUUUAGCUUUGAAAAUAGAAUAAAAAUAACUUGGUU